UUUAAAAAGACUACGAUUAACUAAGCGAUAUAAUGUGUGGCAUUUUCGCAUACCUGAAUUAUCUAACGCCCAAGUCCCGCCAGGAGGUGCUGGAUCUGCUGGUGACAGGCCUGAAGCGUCUGGAAUACCGUGGCUAUGACUCUACCGGCGUCGCCAUCGACUCGCCCGACAACAAGGACAUUGUGAUGGUUAAACGCACUGGCAAGGUCAAGGUGCUGGAGGAUGCGAUUCAAGAGCACUUCAAUGGCGCCGAGUACAGUGAGCCGGUGAAGACGCACGUUGGCAUUGCACAUACACGCUGGGCCACCCACGGCGUGCCCUGUGAGCGCAACUCGCAUCCGCAACGCUCGGAUGAGGGCAACAGCUUUGUCGUGGUCCACAAUGGCAUCAUUACCAACUACAACGACGUGAAGACCUUCCUGUCAAAGAAGGGCUACGAAUUCGAGUCGGACACGGACACCGAGGUCUUUGCCAAGCUGGUGCAUCACCUGUGGAAAAAGCAUCCCAACUACUCGUUCCGGGAGCUCGUGGAGCAGGCGAUUCUGCAAGUGGAAGGCGCAUUUGCCAUUGCUGUUAAAUCGAAGCAUUUCCCGGGCGAGUGCGUCGCCUCACGGCGUAGCUCCCCCCUGCUCGUCGGUAUUAAGACAAAGACCCGAUUGGCCACGGAUCACAUUCCUAUUCUGUACGGCAAAGAUGACAAGCAACUGAGCUCCGAUCAAGAUGCCGACUCUGGCAAACCCCAAGAGUUGCGUCCCCAUGGACAAACUCGUGAAUUGCCAGUGUUGCCGCGCUCGGAUAGCACAUCGGAAUUCAUGCCAAUGGCGGAGAAGGAGGUUGAGUAUUUCUUUGCCUCGGAUGCCUCGGCUGUCAUCGAGCACACAAAUCGCGUCAUCUACCUGGAGGACGAUGAUGUGGCUGCUGUGCGGGAUGGCACGCUGAGCAUCCAUCGCCUGAAGAAGAGCCUGGAUGACCCGCAUGCCCGCGAGAUUACCACGCUGAAGAUGGAAAUACAGCAGAUCAUGAAGGGCAACUACGACUACUUCAUGCAAAAGGAGAUCUUUGAGCAGCCCGAUUCGGUGGUCAACACAAUGCGCGGACGUGUCCGCUUCGAAGAAAACUCCAUCGUGCUGGGUGGCAUAAAGGACUUUAUACCCGAAAUAAAGCGCUGCCGUCGCCUAAUGCUGAUCGGCUGCGGCACCUCGUACCACAGCGCCGUUGCCACGCGCCAGCUGCUGGAGGAGCUCACAGAGCUGCCGGUCAUGGUGGAGCUGGCCUCAGACUUCCUGGACCGCAACACGCCCAUAUUCCGCGACGACGUCUGCUUCUUCAUCUCGCAGUCCGGCGAAACGGCCGACACCUUGAUGGCGUUGCGCUACUGCAAGCAACGCGGAGCCCUCAUCGUCGGCAUCACCAACACCGUGGGCAGCAGCAUCUGCCGCGAGUCGCACUGCGGCGUCCACAUCAAUGCCGGCCCCGAGAUCGGUGUGGCCUCCACCAAGGCAUACACAUCACAGUUCAUAUCGCUGGUGAUGUUUGCGCUGGUCAUGUCCGAGGAUCGCUUGUCCUUGCAGCAGCGACGCUUGGAGAUUCUGCACGCUCUGUCCAAGUUGGCUGAUCAGAUUCGCGAAGUGCUCAAGCUCGACUCCAAGGUACGAGAGCUGGCCCAGGACUUGUAUCAGCACAAGUCACUGCUGAUCAUGGGUCGCGGCUACAACUUUGCCACCUGCCUGGAGGGCGCAUUGAAAGUCAAGGAGCUGACCUACAUGCACAGCGAGGGCAUCAUGGCCGGCGAGCUGAAGCACGGUCCGCUGGCGCUUGUGGACGAUUCCAUGCCCGUGCUGAUGAUCGUGCUGCGCGAUCCUGUCUACGUCAAGUGCAUGAACGCCUUGCAGCAGGUCACCUCCCGCAAGGGCUGCCCGGUGAUCAUCUGCGAAGAAGGCGACGAGGAGACAAAGGCCUUUUCGUCGCGCACCCUCGAGAUUCCCCGCACCGUCGACUGCCUGCAAGGCAUCCUCACCGUCAUUCCCAUGCAGCUGCUCUCCUACCACAUCGCCGUGCUCCGCGGCUGCGACGUCGACUGCCCCCGAAACCUGGCCAAGUCCGUGACAGUGGAGUAAGCAGACUUGCUUCCUUCUCAAGCGCCGGGCCACUCUCAAUACUUACCCAAGGCACCUCGCGUGCCCCAAUUCCAUAAAUAUCUCUAUAUGCAUACAACCA
Drosophila navojoa is the source of this 2217-nucleotide messenger RNA. It is a transcript of the gene Gfat1, whose product is annotated as Glutamine:fructose-6-phosphate aminotransferase 1. The record is from RefSeq and is a predicted model, not a curated record. Lineage: Eukaryota; Metazoa; Arthropoda; Insecta; Diptera; Drosophilidae. Gene Ontology annotation, biological process: carbohydrate derivative biosynthetic process; protein N-linked glycosylation; fructose 6-phosphate metabolic process. Gene Ontology annotation, molecular function: L-glutamine:D-fructose-6-phosphate transaminase (isomerizing) activity; carbohydrate derivative binding.